AUGACAGAGGCCAGCAUGCCAUGCGAUGUCCCAAACUGGGGUUUCGACCUCGCGAAUUCGAAUUCAGGGUCGACUUUCAAUUACGAGCCUGGUGUUGCUGGUGACGAGGAGUUGUGGUAUCGAAACCAAUUCGGUGUGGGCAGCUUCGAUGUCCCGCCGUGGCAGCCGAUGGAAAUGAACCAAGGGUACGAUUUCGCAUCUCCAGCGUCAGGCAAGACGCGCUACCAGCAGCUGCCCCCGCUUUCCCCGGCCCAAAACGGCGGCUUUUCCGCCCGGUCGGAGGGACUUUCACCGAGGUAUGGGCACGGCGAAGUAGAGCUGCCAAAGCAGCGGAUGCUGACUCUCGACGGUCCUAACAGAUUCGAGAAUGUACAAACGGAGAACAGCCCAUAUUCGCUCGACGACCUUCUCCGCACGGCAUCGCAAGUAGCGACCGAACGCGCGCUCUACAUGAACAUUCCUUCUACGGGUGCUUCGACUGCCGGUGCCAACGCUCUUUCUCCAACGGCGGAGCCAGGAAUCAGCUCACCGGGCGCGAUUUCAAGCCAUCACUCCAUCGCUAGCGACACAGACGAGCACGACUUACCGGCCUUCGAUGUCCCACAGGUGUACCAGCUCCCAGACUUCAGCGCCAAUAGUAACGCUAACGCGGCUGGGUCCCUCGCAUCGCGCGAUCUAAAGGAAACAAGUCUCACCCCGCUAGAGAUGCCCGACGGCACGACUCGAUUCACCGCUAACUGGCUGCCCGUCGACCCCGAGGGCGGGUUCACUAUCCGCCCUCCAUCGCACCACGCGCUUGGAAUGGACCUCGACCCAAUGUUGAUGGAUCACCAGGUGCCUUUGUAUCAAGACCACGGCCAGCAUCACUACAACUAUCGGAAUGCAUUUAUCUCGCUAGAUAAUCUAGGCGGCGAAGCUGGAGUGUGA
Messenger RNA from Aspergillus nidulans FGSC A4, 927 nucleotides. RefSeq lists its product as uncharacterized. The transcript has a single exon. Lineage: Eukaryota; Fungi; Ascomycota; Eurotiomycetes; Eurotiales; Aspergillaceae. Bases 1 to 927 code for a protein of 308 amino acids. The record is from RefSeq and is a predicted model, not a curated record.